AUGUGCAACACCAGCUGCCCCUCGGGCUGCCAGCCAACCUGCUGCGUGUCCAGCCCCUGCCAGGCGUCCUGCUGCGUGCCCGUGAGCUGCCAGCCAACCUGCUGCAUGUCCAGCCCCUGCCAGGCAUCUUGCUGUGUGCCCGUGAGCUGCAGACCUGCUGUGUGUGUCCCUGUGAGAUGCCAAGUGGCCUGCUGCAUGCCUAUAAGCUGCAGGCCCACUGUGUGUGUGGCUCCCUCCUGCCAGUCCUGUGUGUGUGUGCCCGUGAGCUGCCGGCCUGCAUGUGUGUCCUCCUGCCAAUCCUCUGGGUGCUGCCAGCCUUCUUGCCCCACCUUGGUCUGCAGACCUGUCACCUGUGGCACCCCUACCUGCUGCUGA
Molecule: messenger RNA, 375 nt
Organism: Jaculus jaculus (lesser Egyptian jerboa)
Lineage: Eukaryota; Metazoa; Chordata; Mammalia; Rodentia; Dipodidae
Product: keratin-associated protein 12-1-like
Exons: 2
Coding region: 1-375 (124 amino acids)
Cellular component (GO): keratin filament
Source: RefSeq, a predicted model, not a curated record